This is a messenger RNA of Poecilia latipinna (sailfin molly), 1004 nucleotides long. Its product is annotated as enhancer of rudimentary homolog. The transcript is spliced from 4 exons. NCBI's taxonomy places the organism in Eukaryota, Metazoa, Chordata, Actinopteri, Cyprinodontiformes, Poeciliidae. Bases 144 to 458 code for a protein of 104 amino acids. The record is from RefSeq and is a predicted model, not a curated record.
AAACACUUUUGCGUCAGUUCCUUCAAGUGUUUUUUCUAGAAUCUUUGCUUUGCUCGGGCAACCUGAAAGUAGAUUAAGCGAUUCAUUUUUCCUGCUUUGUUUGCUUCCACUGUAAACUUGGAGGACCUGUAGUGAGAGCAGAUAUGUCGCACACAAUUUUGCUUGUCCAGCCGACCAAGAGACCAGAGGGCCGCACAUAUGCGGACUACGAGUCGGUAAACGAAUGCAUGGAAGGUGUUUGCAAAAUGUAUGAAGAGCAUCUGAAAAGGAUGAAUCCAAACAGUCCAUCCAUUACUUACGACAUUAGUCAGCUGUUUGACUUCAUCGAUGACCUGGCAGAUCUGAGCUGUCUUGUGUACAGAGCUGACACGCAGACAUACCAACCUUACAACAAAGACUGGAUUAAAGAGAAGAUAUAUGUCCUGCUGCGGCGCCAGGCUCAGCAAGCGGCAAAGUAAAAGCAUGUUUGACAUGUUGUCCUUCUACAUGCACCUGAAAAACCCCUGUAUUGCAGAGUGCUUCAGAUAUGUGUACAAGGACAACACCCUCGUGGUGGCAAGGGUUUCAUUGUAAAUUGUGUAUACAUUGGAAAAUGUGGUGGGGGGGUGAUAAAAACAUUUCAGGGCUGUAUAUUGACAAUUUGCUAUGCCUAGGAUCUUUUUUGUCAUUCCAUUACAUGCAUUUCCAAUUUGUUACACAUUGAGAAUUGGGGUAAUGGCUGGAGGGAUAACUUCUCUCUUCAGUACCUGCCUUUGGAAAUGUUUUACAUUAUGGCUAGAUGGUUUGUUUCUGGAUUCACUGCUGGCUUUACAUGCAGGUGAUUUACGUCUGAAUUAGAGUAAAGUGAAAACAUUCAUAAGGUUAUUAUUUCUCAUUUCAUUUUUUUAUUGCCAUUAUGGUAGAAAUAGUUUUUUUUUUAAUCUUUUGUUUUAUGUAAAUGUCGGACUUUUUAAAUUCUUGUCUGUUAUCUUUGAGUUAAACAAAAUAAACGGUUGUUUUCUGAC